UGACGUCGAUCGAUGUGCAUUCAGGUGUGAUGUGUGUUGGUUUUGUGUUGCAGCGUAUCAUGAUGUCGCGGCACACACACUCGAAAAGAAUCGAGGGGCUGGACAAGAAUGUGUGGGUGGCGUUUACGUCGGUGGCGGCGGACCCCUCCAUCGUAAACCUGGGCCAAGGUUUUCCAGACAUCCCUCCACCUGCUUACGUUAAAGAAGCUCUCGCAGAAGCUGCAUCGGUGGACAGGAUGAACCAGUACACCCGAGGCUUCGGUCAUCCGACUUUGGUGAAGGCUCUCUCUCAGGUUUACGGGAAGGUCUGCGGGCGCCAGAUUGAUCCCUUUAAAGAAAUCCUGGUCACGGUGGGAGGUUACGGUUCCUUAUUCAGCACCAUGCAGGGACUGGUGGAGGACGGGGACGAGGUCAUCAUCAUCGAACCUUUCUUCGAUUGUUACGUCCCGAUGGUGCGAAUGGCCGGAGCCAAACCUGUGCUGAUACCGUUACGCCUCAAGUCUGGAAAGAAGACAAUCACGAGUGCAGACUGGUAUCUGGACCCAGAUGAGCUUUCCAGUAAAUUCAACUCGAAGACAAAAGCCAUCAUCAUCAACACCCCCAACAAUCCUAUCGGGAAGGUUUUCACCCGAGCGGAGCUGCAGAUGAUCGCUGACCUCUGUAUCAAACACGACACUCUGUGCUUCAGCGACGAGGUUUACGAGUGGCUCGUCUACAGAGGACACCAACAUAUCAAAAUCGCCACUCUUCCUGGAAUGUGGGACAGAACAAUCACUAUCGGCAGCGCCGGGAAAACAUUCAGUGUCACCGGAUGGAAGCUUGGUUGGUCUAUAGGACCCGAACACUUGAUAAAGCAUCUUCAGACCGUCAUGCAGAACACUCUGUACACCUGCCCGACACCUUUACAGGAGGCUGUGGCUCAAGGUUUGCUGCAUAACUUUGCGAUGAUGGAUCAGCCCGAGUGCUACUUCUCCUCGCUGGCCGCAGAGCUCGAGGGGAAGAGGGACCGCCUGGCCGCCAUCCUGCAGGAGGCCGGAAUGACUCCCGUCAUCCCGGAGGGAGGCUACUUCAUGCUCGUGGAUGUGACGUCUCUCA
This is a messenger RNA of Plectropomus leopardus (leopard coralgrouper), 1095 nucleotides long. The record is from RefSeq and is a predicted model, not a curated record. Lineage: Eukaryota; Metazoa; Chordata; Actinopteri; Perciformes; Serranidae.